Messenger RNA from Canis lupus familiaris (dog), 966 nucleotides. RefSeq names its product olfactory receptor family 10 subfamily AC member 1 (gene OR10AC1). The transcript has a single exon. Gene Ontology annotation, molecular function: G protein-coupled receptor activity; olfactory receptor activity. The record is from RefSeq and is a predicted model, not a curated record. Gene Ontology annotation, biological process: G protein-coupled receptor signaling pathway. Lineage: Eukaryota; Metazoa; Chordata; Mammalia; Carnivora; Canidae. Gene Ontology annotation, cellular component: membrane. Bases 1 to 966 code for a protein of 321 amino acids.
AUGGACGGUCCCGGCAACGCCAGCGUGCCCCGAGGCUUUCUUCUUCAGGGCUUCUCUGAGUUCCCACACCUGAGGCCCGUGCUCUUCUUGCUGCUGCUGGCCGUGCACCUGGCCACCGUGGGCGGGAACCUGCUCAUCCUGGUGGCCGUGGCCUCGGUGCCCAGCCGGCCGCCCAUGCUGCUCUUCCUGUGCCAGCUGUCAGCCAUCGAGCUCUGUUACACGCUGGUGGUGGUGCCCCGCUCCCUGGCCGACCUGGCCGCGCCGGGGCCCCCCGGGGGCAGCCCCAUCUCCUUCCUGGGCUGCGCGCUGCAGAUGCAGAUGUUCGUGGCGCUGGGUGGGGCCGAGUGCUUCCUGCUGGCCACCAUGGCCUACGACCGCUACGUGGCCGUCUGCCACCCGCUGCGCUACGCGGCGGUGGUCACCCCGGGGCUGUGCGCGCGGCUGGCCCUGGCCUGCUGCCUCGGGGGCCUGGCGGUGUCCGUGGGGCUGGCGGGGGCCGUCUUCCACCUGCCCUUCUGCGGCUCCCGCCUGCUGGUGCACUUCUUCUGCGACAUCACGGCGCUGCUGGAGCUGGCCUGCACGCGGAGCUACGCGGACGAGCUGCCCCUGCUGGGCGCCUGCCUGCUGCUGCUGCUGCUGCCCUCGCUGCUCAUCCUGGCCUCCUACGGGGCCAUCGCCGCCGCCCUGCACCGCCUGCGCUGCCCCCGCGGCCGGCGCAAGGCCGCCUCCACCUGCGCCUCGCACCUGGCCGUCACCUGCCUGCACUACGGCUGCGCCACCUUCAUGUACGCGCGCCCCAAGGCCAGCUACUCCCCGCGGCGGGACCGCACGCUGGCGCUGGUCUACACCAACGUCACCCCGCUGCUGUACCCGCUCAUCUACAGCCUGCGCAAUCGCGAGGUCACCGCGGCCAUCCGCAGGGUGCUGGGGCGGGGGCGGCAGGCGCAAGGUCUGCGUGAGCCCUGA